Messenger RNA from Gossypium arboreum, 1314 nucleotides. Its product is annotated as annexin-like protein RJ4. Bases 142 to 1086 code for a protein of 314 amino acids. Gene Ontology annotation, molecular function: calcium-dependent phospholipid binding; calcium ion binding. Lineage: Eukaryota; Viridiplantae; Streptophyta; Magnoliopsida; Malvales; Malvaceae. Gene Ontology annotation, cellular component: cytoplasm. The record is from RefSeq and is a predicted model, not a curated record. The transcript is spliced from 6 exons.
UUGUAUAUUUAUAUUGGACAUGUCAUUUUAGAGUUCGGGCAGACACUAACUUGAAAACUUAGUACUAUAAAUAACAAUCUCAGUUAAGUCUCUUGCAAAUCGUUGAUAAUCUAGAGAGAUUGAGGAUUAAAAAGGGAAAAAAUGGCCACCGUUUCUGCUCCUAAACAGGUUUCAGUUAAGGAAGAUGCAGAAGCUCUUCGGAAGGCUUGCCAAGGAUGGGGCACAGAUGAGAAGGCAAUAAUUGCAGUGUUGGGUCGUAGAAACGCAGCUCAAAGAAGGCAAAUCAGGCAUGUUUAUGAAGAGAUUUACCAGGAAGAUCUCAUCAAGCGUCUCGAAUCAGAGCUUUCUGGUCACUUUGAGAAAGCAGUGUAUCGUUGGAUAUUGGAUCCACCAGAUCGGGAUGCAGUGUUAGCUAAUGUGGAGUUAAAGAAAUCAGGCGAUGAACACCAUGUGAUUGUUGAAAUUUCAUGCACCAAAAACCCCGAGGAGCUGUUGGAUAUAAGAAGAGCCUAUCACGCUCGAUACAAGCGUUCCCUGGAGGAAGAUGUUGCCUAUCAUACCAAGGGAGACACCCGAAGGCUCUUAGUUGCGUUGGUGAGUGCAUUUAGAUACUAUGGGGAAGAAAUAAAUACCACACUAGCAAAAUCCGAAGCCAAAAAACUCCAUGAAGCUGUCAAAAACAAGAAAUUCGGUAAUGAGGAUGUUAUUAGGAUCCUUAGUACAAGGAGCAUAGCGCAACUCCAGGCCACUUUCAAUUGUUACAGAGAAGAAGAAGGCACUUCCAUUACCAAGAACUUGCCAAAGGACUCGAGUGACGAAUACAUCGCCACGCUACGUAUGGCAGUUCGAUGCCUCAAGGACCCGAAAAAGUACUUCGAAAAGGUUUUGCGGAGAUCGAUCGAGGGGAUUGGAACCGAUGAGGACGCUCUUACGAGAGUGAUUGUUACGAGGGCGGAAAAGGACCUGAAAGAAAUCAAAGAGCUUUAUCGUAAGAGAAACAAUGUGCCUCUUGAUAAAGCUGUUGAUAAAGAGAUCUCAGGGGAUUACAAGGACAUGCUUCUUACUCUGUUGGGGAAUGAAGUUUGAAAUGAUCUUUAUUUGACCAUUUGCAGGUGCCUUUUUUUUUUCUUUAAAUAAGUGGUGUUGGUUUUAUCAUUGAUUCGAGUCACCAUUAUGUUCGUCUCUAUUUAAGGUUCUAUAUGGUGUGACAAUAUUUUCAUUUGGUCUGGUUUUAAUGUUCCUAAACGAUGUUGUAAUGGCUUGUUGAUUUUUAUUAUCCAUAUAUAAAUUUCAUAAGCUUGAUUGGCGCGGGUA